Molecule: messenger RNA, 2734 nt
Organism: Vespa mandarinia (Asian giant hornet)
Lineage: Eukaryota; Metazoa; Arthropoda; Insecta; Hymenoptera; Vespidae
Gene: Tm1
Product: tropomyosin 1
Source: RefSeq, a predicted model, not a curated record
GGGGUUAACCCGAAUUGUAGCUUGUCGUGUAGUGACGGUAUAGGAGGGGAUUGAGGAGGGGACGAGGUGUCCCAUAGAGGGCGUUAAGAUCGUAAAGAGAAUGAUGGAGAAAUAAAGAGAGAGAGAGAGAGAGAGACAGACUGAUAUUGCGAGAAAAUGAGAGACGGAGUGGGGAGAAACUUUGCGUGGUGAACGGCGGGCGCGACUGCAGAAACGUGUCGCGCGAGAGAGCCAGUGACAGACAAAAUGGCGGUAGGGCUUAUGCGGUGAGCGAGCGAGCGAGCGAGAUAGAUAUAGAAAGACGAGAGCGAGAGAGAGAAGGAGAGAAAAGAGAGAAAGAGAGAGAGAGAGAGAGAGAGAAAGAGAGAGAGAGAGAGAGAAUCAAGACGUGAGUGCAGCUCAGCACGACGACACGUCGCAAAGUAGCGCGCGCGCUGCUGCUAAGGAAAGACACGAUUUUUCUCCUGUUUUCGUAAUUAACGACGAAAAAAUAAUUCCCGAUUAAUUCGUCGCUCGUCGUUUUACUAUAUUAAAUCGUCUUAAAUUCGUCGAUAAUAAUAAUAAUAAUAAAAACAAUAGUAAUUAUAAUAAUAAUAAUAACAGCAACAACAACAAUAAUAAUAAUAAUCGUUGAUUCGUCGUCGUCGUCGUAGUCGUCGUCGUUGUCGUCGUUUUCGUCGUCGUCGUCGUCGUCGUCGUCGUCGUCGUCGUCGUCAUUGUCGUCGUCGUCGUCGUCGUCGUCGUCGUCGUUGUAAUUAUACGUUGGUUAAUCUGGUGCAUGUUUCAUCCAGGAUCAUCACGAUCAUGGAACAUUUGCCGGCGUCGACCGCGAGACGUCGCGGUCAUCAGCAUCACCCGCGUCACUCGACGCGUAGACGUUUCGAGGUAUCCGGCAGAGGACCCGCGCAGUGUGGCCCUGCCGGUAUAACAACAACAACAACAACAACAACAAUAACGACAACAACAAUAAUAGCAAACAACAACAAUAAUAACAAUAAUAAUAAUAAUAAUAAUAAUAAUGGCAACAAUAAUAACAAUAAUAAUGUCCUCGAGGAUAACAACGUAUUAUCGGAGCAACCAACGUCGUUGGGUACCCAUUGGUUGCGUGGUUCCUUGUCGAAAAGAAUCGAAGCUAAUAAUAAGGAGGAUGUCAAAUCUAAUAAAACAACGACGACAGCAACGACAAUAUCAGCGACAACAGCAACGUCAACGGCAACCCCACUGACAACAAUUUCCGAAACAACAAUUGCAGGAAAGACGACCAACGAUAAUAAACAUAACGAGAACAAUGAGAAUACUAAUGUCCGACAGAGGCUCGCGCAGUGUAGCCCGGACGUAAAUAUUGAGAUACGAAAUGAUGAUAAAAAUGACGACGAUUACAAUCUCAUUUAUAAUGACAAUGACGAGAAGUCAAAUGACAUUGAUCGUAGGAAUAAGGAUUUGAAAAAGGUUUACGAGAAAGGUUUCUCGCGGGAAAUUCAAACGCUCGUUUCGAACCCACGUGGCUGGGAGGACCAAUUAAACGUAACAGAAAUCAAAGAGGAAAUUAAUGACAAUAUCGAUGAGAUAUUCGAUGAUAUUCGUACGAAGGAAAAUACAAAUUAUCACGAUUACGAUGAUUUAUUAUUAACGAAUGAUAAAUUUUUCAUCGACAUAUACGACGAGCCCGAGCACGCGGUCGCGAGGGCUCGCGGGGAUGGUAAUUCCGAUGAUGAGUCUACCAACGUCGAGGAGGAUCCUGAAUUAGCCGAAUUGGCGAAAUUAAGGUGUCCAAGCGAAAGGACCGAGGUACAAGCCGAGAGAGAGGCCAGAAGACGAAAGAGAUGCGCCGAUUAUCCUGGAUUAGCAUUUGGCUGUUCUAUAUUCUCCAGCGAUACCAUGAUGAAGUUCAGUCUGAUUAGGAACGAAUUACAAAAUAUCAUGGGCAAUCAGCUGAAACGGGCCGAAUCCGAAGUCGCUGCCCUCAAUCGUCGUAUCCAAUUAUUGGAGGAGGACCUCGAAAGAUCCGAGGAACGUCUUGCUACUGCCACUGCCAAAUUGGCAGAGGCAUCUCAAGCGGCAGAUGAGAGCGAACGGAUACGCAAGGCACUUGAAAACCGAACCAACAUGGAGGAUGACCGGGUAUCCUUGUUGGAGCAGCAGCUAGCACAGGCUAAAUUGAUCGCCGAGGAGGCGGAUAAGAAAUACGAGGAGGUCGCAAGGAAACUAGUCAUGAUGGAGCAGGACCUCGAAAGGGCCGAGGAAAAGGCAGAAUUAUCGGAAGCCAAAAUCGUUGAACUUGAGGAGGAACUGCGCGUGGUCGGUAAUAACCUGAAAUCCCUCGAGGUCUCGGAGGAGAAGGCCAACCAGCGCGAGGAGGAAUACAAGAACCAAAUUAAGACCCUUACCACUCGUCUAAAGGAGGCUGAAGCUCGCGCCGAGUUCGCAGAGAGAUCGGUGCAGAAACUUCAGAAGGAGGUCGACAGGCUCGAAGACGAGCUCGUCCACGAGAAAGAGAAGUACAAAUACAUUUGCGACGAUCUGGAUCUUACCUUCACCGAAUUGGUUGGUUAAAUUUAAUCUUGUUGAGGUAAAAAAAAAAUUCAACGUCUUCAUCAAAACAACCCCUGCUGUCGAUUUUCUUUAUGAAACAUCAUACGAAAAAAAAAGAAAAACGGAAAAAAAAAAAAAGAUAACAAGUGUUAUAUAAAUCGUCGUAGCCCCUUUUUCACGGCACGGGCUGGCUGCUGCUAUU